Vitis riparia (riverbank grape) is the source of this 1242-nucleotide messenger RNA. RefSeq names its product peroxidase 25-like. The transcript is spliced from 4 exons. Gene Ontology annotation, biological process: hydrogen peroxide catabolic process; response to oxidative stress. The record is from RefSeq and is a predicted model, not a curated record. Gene Ontology annotation, molecular function: heme binding; peroxidase activity. Lineage: Eukaryota; Viridiplantae; Streptophyta; Magnoliopsida; Vitales; Vitaceae. Bases 63 to 1043 code for a protein of 326 amino acids. Gene Ontology annotation, cellular component: plasmodesma; plant-type cell wall.
UUGUAGUGAGGAGAUAGAGACGAGAGCCAACUGAGAGUUUUGCUUCUCUUUUCUACUUGUUAAUGGUGCAAAUGGAACCUAAAUGGCUGGUUUUGUUGGCAGUGAUUUUAAGUUUGUUUGCAGAAACUCAACAAGGAUUGACAUCCGGGUUUUACUCUUCUUCAUGCCCAAAGGCUGAGGCCAUAGUCAGGUCCACUGUUGAAACGCACUUCAAGCAGGAUCCUACAAUUGCAGCUGGUGUUCUUAGGCUUCAUUUCCAAGAUUGCUUUGUUCAGGGCUGCGACGCUUCGAUACUGAUAACUGAGGCUUCAGGUGAGACAGAUGCAUUGCCCAACGCAGGAUUAAGAGGAUUUGAUGUGAUAGAUGACGCCAAAACUCAACUGGAGGCCUUGUGCCCCGGGGUGGUAUCAUGUGCUGAUAUACUAGCACUAGCUGCUCGUGAUGCUGUUGGCUUGAGUGGUGGUCCAAGUUGGUCAGUGCCCACAGGAAGACGAGAUGAGACGAACGUAUCUUCAUCCCCGGAUACCUCUAAUUUCCCUGCUCCUAAUGAUUCUAUUCCUGUCCUAAGACAGAAGUUUGCUGAUAAAGGACUCAACACUCAUGACUUUGUAACACUAGUUGGGGCACACACCAUUGGGCAAACGAACUGUUCGGUCUUCCAAUACCGUCUCUACAACUUCACGACAAGGGGAAAUGCAGACCCAACAAUAAACCCAGCUUUCCUUGCUCAGCUGCAGGCCCUUUGUCCUGAAGGUGGCAAUGGCUCCACAAGGGUGGCGCUGGAUACAAAUAGCCAGACCAAAUUCGAUGUCAAUUUCUUCAAGAAUGUGCGGGAUGGGAACGGAGUCCUGGAGUCGGAUCAAAGGCUUUUUGGAGAUAGCGAAACUCGGAAGAUCGUUAGGAAUUAUGCUGGUAACGGAAGAGGCGUACUGGGUCUCAGAUUUUAUAUUGAGUUUCCAAAAGCCAUGAUUAAAAUGAGUAGCAUCGGGGUCAAGACUGGUACUCAAGGAGAGAUUCGAAAGACAUGCUCAAAGUCCAAUUAAUCCAUCAUAUAAAAUGAAAUAGAAUAAUAAAAGGUAAUAGUAUAUAGUAUAUACAUAUGAUGUAUCCAUAGGAGCCAUGACCAGGCCAAGGGGGAGCCCCGGCUCGCCCACUUCCAUAUAAUUACAAGCAUGCGAUCAUGGAUAUCCUUUUCCGCUUUCUAUUAAUAAAACUGGGUGCACUUUCCAAGUGUCCACUGCA